Messenger RNA from Candidula unifasciata, 843 nucleotides. The record is from the annotation of a GenBank genome assembly. NCBI's taxonomy places the organism in Eukaryota, Metazoa, Mollusca, Gastropoda, Stylommatophora, Geomitridae.
AUGGCGUCGGAGCCGAGCACCAGGCAGAGACUGCACAGUGUUAUUGAUGAUAUGGAGCUUAUAUCCAAGGAGCUUAUAGAGCAGUUAGCCAUGCCAAAGUCUCAGAAACGAGCAGAUGCCCCCGACACAACCGAUCUCAUGGAAUUGUUGAUUGAGAAAGAUAGCGAAAUCAAGGAGUUACUUAAAAUAGCUGAGGAACAAGAGAAAGUUCAGAAAGUUAUGGAUGGACUAAGGGCAGAAGUCAACAAACGUGAUGGGGAGAUCCGGCAGUUACAACGGGCUCUUAAGGAAGCUGAAACAAUUAUGGCAACCGCUGUCUACCAGGCCAAACAAAAAAUGGCAGCUAUUAAGCAGGCACAGAACAAUAGGAUUUCCUCUGAAGAACUCAUCAAGUAUGCCCACAGAAUCAGUGCCAGCAAUGCUGUAGCAGCACCACCAAACUGGGGACCAGGUGAUGCUAGAAGACCAUAUCCAACAGAUCUAGAAAUGCGUCACAGUUUUUUGUCAAUGGGAACCUUUCCUGAAACAUCAGCUUCUACAGCAGCCACUCCAGCACUGUCUAGAAUGUACUCACAAGAUUCCCAGCCAUCAUCGCAGCACCAUCACCAACACCAGACCCCACCGCAACACAGCCUACCCCACCACCACCACCAGCCUCAUCACAAGUGGGGGGAGCAGCCAGGCAUACCCCCCACCUACGGGUGGCAGUCCUCACAGGAGCCAUCCUUGUCCCUGACCACCCACCACAGUAUCAGUGACAGCUUGAAGGGCUACAGUAAAGAGGAGGAUGACGUGGAGCUCAUGUCUAGCGACUCGUCCAGUAGUAGUUCUAGUGAUGAAUGA